CCAACCCAACCCAAACCCCCCUCCCACGGCACGACCGCUCCGGACGCCGACGAGCCCAGCGCCGCCGCCGCCGCCGCCCCCCAUGGCCGUGGAGGUUCGCCGCAGGGCGCCCGCGACGCGCCCCGCGGAGGGGAGGGCCAGGGUGCAGGCCGGGGACGCGCUGCCGCUGCCGAUCCGCCACACCAACCUCAUCUUCUCCGCGCUCUUCGCCGCCUCGCUCGCCUACCUGAUGCGGCGCUGGAGGGAGAAGAUCCGCUCCUCGACGCCCCUCCACGUCGUCGGCCUCACCGAGAUCUUCGCCAUCUGCGGCCUCGUCGCCUCCCUCAUCUACCUCCUCAGCUUCUUCGGCAUCGCCUUCGUCCAGUCCGUCGUCUCCAGCAGCGACGACGAGGACGAGGACUUCCUCAUCGCCCCCGCCCAGCCGCCCAAGCCCGCGCCCGCGCAGUGCGCGCUGCUGCAGAGCGCCGGCCCCGCCCCCGAGAGAAUGCCGGAGGAGGACGAGGAGAUCGUCGCCGAGGUCGUCGCCGGGAAGAUCCCCUCCUACGUUCUCGAGACCAGGCUCGGCGACUGCCGCCGGGCCGCCGGGAUCCGCCGCGAGGCGCUGCGCCGGAUCACCGGGAGGGAGAUCAACGGCCUCCCGCUCGACGGCUUCGACUACGCCUCCAUUCUCGGCCAGUGCUGCGAGAUGCCCGUGGGGUACGUGCAGCUGCCGGUGGGCGUCGUGGGGCCGCUCCUCCUCGACGGCCGCCGAAUCUACGUCCCCAUGGCCACCACAGAGGGCUGCCUCGUCGCCAGCACCAACCGGGGAUGCAAGGCCAUUGCCGAGUCUGGCGGUGCUUCCAGCGUCGUCUUCCGUGACGGGAUGAGCCGCGCCCCCGUCGCCAGGUUCCCGUCCGCCAGCCGCGCCGCCGAGCUCAUGGAAUUCCUCGAGAACCCAGCCAACUUCGACACUCUGUCUGUGGUCUUUAGCAGAUCAACGAGAUUCGGAAGACUACAGGGGGUCAAAUGCGCGUUGGCAGGGAGGAACCUGUACAUGAGGUUCACCUGCAGCACUGGUGAUGCCAUGGGGAUGAACAUGAUCUCCAAGGGCGUGCAACACGUGCUGGACUACCUAGAGGAGGAUUUCCCUGAUAUGGACGUCGUCAGUAUCUCAGGCAAUUUUUGUUCUGACAAGAAAUCAGCUGCUGUGAAUUGGAUUGAGGGGCGUGGAAAGUCCGUGGUUUGUGAGGCAGUAAUCAGAGAGGAAGUUGUGCAGAAGGUUCUCAAGACCAACGUUCAGUCACUCGUCGAGUUGAACGUGAUCAAGAACCUUGCUGGUUCAGCUGUUGCUGGAGCUCUUGGAGGUUUCAAUGCCCACGCAAGCAACAUUGUAACAGCUAUCUUCAUUGCCACUGGUCAGGAUCCUGCACAGAAUGUUGAGAGCUCACAGUGUAUCACGAUGUUGGAAGCUGUAAAUGGUGGCAGAGACCUUCACAUCUCCGUUACUAUGCCAUCCAUUGAGGUGGGCACAGUUGGUGGAGGCACGCAGCUGGCCUCACAGUCGGCCUGCUUGGACCUACUGGGCGUCAAAGGCGCCAACAGGGAAUCUCCGGGAUCGAAUGCUAGGCUGCUUGCCACGGUGGUGGCUGGUGCGGUCCUGGCUGGGGAGCUGUCCCUUAUCUCUGCGCAGGCUGCCGGCCAUCUGGUCCAGAGCCACAUGAAAUACAACAGAUCCAGGAAGGAUAUGUCCAAUGCCGCCGCUUGCUGAAGCGCAUGGCAUCACUUGGGCCCUUGCCAGAAGCAAAUAGACAAAAACCCAGAUCAAAAUGUUCGCCGGAUACAUAAUCCCCCCUUCACCUCUGUGGGAGUGGACAGACGAGGAAGGUGACUCAUCACAGGUUAAUUAUUUUGUUGAUUCCUUGUGUGGAAUGGCAUGGGCAUGCUCAGGAGGUGAAGAGGGAAACCCCGUCGGAUGAACCGUUUGUCUGGAGAUCGGUCAUGGUUUACCAGGAGGACAAGAGAGCACCUGUAUUUACCACCCUGUGCUUCCACCCUGGAUAUGACCAAGCCUAUUUAUUUUCUUGAUGUUGUUGUUCCUCUUCCCACCAAACCUCUUGUUCUGCCCGUCUUGAAUCUGACCACCUUGGUUGUUUUUGUCCAAAGCUUACAUUACUACCCGCUUCUGCUUUACACACUUGUCUCUGUUCCCUCCUGUUACUGCUUCGGGAAUGCUUGUAGUAGCAUUGUAACUAAUUCAGUUUCGUCUGUUUGAUCUUUCUAUCCUAGUGUCUGUUACCCUUGCUGGCUCGCUUGUAAAGAAGAUGUUUUUGAGUUAACUGAAUCUGUUCUCAUUG
Molecule: messenger RNA, 2333 nt
Organism: Hordeum vulgare subsp. vulgare (domesticated barley)
Lineage: Eukaryota; Viridiplantae; Streptophyta; Magnoliopsida; Poales; Poaceae
Product: 3-hydroxy-3-methylglutaryl-coenzyme A reductase 3-like
Exons: 4
Coding region: 83-1747 (554 amino acids)
Biological process (GO): sterol biosynthetic process; isoprenoid biosynthetic process; coenzyme A metabolic process
Cellular component (GO): peroxisomal membrane; endoplasmic reticulum membrane
Molecular function (GO): hydroxymethylglutaryl-CoA reductase (NADPH) activity; protein binding
Source: RefSeq, a predicted model, not a curated record